This is a messenger RNA of Myotis davidii, 579 nucleotides long. RefSeq names its product family with sequence similarity 101 member B (gene RFLNB). Gene Ontology annotation, molecular function: filamin binding. The record is from RefSeq and is a predicted model, not a curated record. Lineage: Eukaryota; Metazoa; Chordata; Mammalia; Chiroptera; Vespertilionidae. The transcript has a single exon. Gene Ontology annotation, cellular component: actin filament bundle. The annotation marks the transcript as partial. Gene Ontology annotation, biological process: skeletal system morphogenesis; negative regulation of bone mineralization involved in bone maturation; negative regulation of chondrocyte development.
UACACCUCCUCGGUCAAGUACGACUCAGACCGGCACUUCAUCGACGACGUCCGCCUGCCCCUGGGCCUGGCCGUGGCCUCCUGCAGCCAGACGGUCACCUGCAUCCCCAACUGCACGUGGCGUAGCUACAAGGCCGAGCUGCGCUUCGAGCCCCGGCACAAGGCCACCCGCUUCCUCAGCACCACCAUCGUCUACCCCAAGUGCCCCAAGACCGUCUACACCACCACCCUGGAUUACAACUGCCGCAAGACGCUGAGGCGGUUCCUGUCCAGCGUGGAGCUCGAGGCCUCCGAGUUCCCGGGCGGCGGGGAUUACCUCUCGGACGAGUGCUGACUGAGCAGGCUGCCGGGCUGGGCCAGCUCCUCCGCCACCCUGGUCUCUGCCCUGGUCUCUGCCCUGGUCUCCAUCCUGGUCACCGCCCUGGUCUCUGCCCUGGUCUCCUCUGCCCUCCAGUCUCACUCAUGCCCCCAGGAAUCUAACCUAGAGACACCUCUAAGCCCGGCCUGGGGAAGAAAAAAAUGUCACAGCAUCUUAGAGUGAUCGAGAGAAUUUGGUUUUUAAAAUGCUUUGUUUUGAAAA